Molecule: messenger RNA, 3387 nt
Organism: Aspergillus versicolor CBS 583.65
Lineage: Eukaryota; Fungi; Ascomycota; Eurotiomycetes; Eurotiales; Aspergillaceae
Product: dDENN domain protein
Exons: 4
Coding region: 1-3387 (1128 amino acids)
Biological process (GO): regulation of Rab protein signal transduction
Cellular component (GO): cytoplasmic vesicle
Source: RefSeq, a predicted model, not a curated record
AUGCCCUUUUCCACCUCCUCCUCGUCUACCGCCGAGACGUCGACCUCCCCGCUCGCAGAUUACUUCUGGAUAGCUGGUGUGGACGGCUCGGAGGUUCUGGACACUUUCCGUAAACUGGGGGAGGAAUACCGCAAUGCCAAUGCCACUUCGCCAGGCCCCGCCCUGACAGACACAAUCGAGGAAGACGCCGACGCCGAGGAUGCCCACGACCCCCGCUUCGACGGGCUUGUUUCUCGCAGCUCCUCUGUGAUCGGCCCUCGCAGUUCCUACCAGCGUCUCUCGUUUCGCUCCGAAGACUCAGAGCCCGGUACCAACGGCUCGCACAGUAACCGCAGCAGCAUGACGAUUAAGGGCGGCGGCGGCGGCAAUGGAAGUCUUGCAGCCCCUCAAUCCCCCCGUGCUUCUCAGUUUCUUGGGCUGGAGGAUUUCGAUUUUGAUAAAGCUUUGGUCAAGUUUGCCUCGGAGAGAGAGUCGUUUUUGUCGGACCUGAGUCUCAGCGCCGGUGCUAUCACUCCCGCGUCGCGGCCCCGGUCCAGGUUACGUACCCAGAAGAUUACCUCCGAUGAGCCGCAGCAGUCUGGAUUGCUUCGGUCUAGCAUUGGGAGCGUGCGGCGGCACAUGUCUUUCCGUGAUAUGAACAGUAUGAAGAGACAGCCGUCGGUUGCUCGUCAAGCAUCGAUUCGGACCUCACGACGUCUAAGUAACUACAAUUCCGUAAUCCCAGUUCCCCAACCGUUGGAGAUCUCCCCUGCCAUGCAUCCUCUGAAACGAAGGUUCGAACCUGUGCUCCUCGACCGAUACCCCCCGAAAGGAAUGUCCGAGGACUUGAAACAGCGUGCCACCUUCCCCGACUAUGUACCCAUGUUCGCAUUCCCGAACGACAUCAACAUCGUUUCGUCGGACCAGAGGCCGCGGUCGACGUGGCAUGGUUUCGUGAUGACGAGUGAUAACGGCUCGCGCCUGCAUGCUAUAUGCGCCAUUGUAUGGAUCCCGUUGAAUAAUGAAGCGGCCAAUCAGUUGGAGAAGUGCUGCGAAGAAUGGCGCAAGGAUAAUAUGACGGAUGAGGAACGAGAACUGGCAGCUAGUUUGGGGGAGCGGCUAGCCCAGGAGCGGGCCAAGCUCUCUCGCCUCUUGGCUAAACUGCCUACCGUACCAUCCGGAUCCGACUCGAGAGAACAACUGGAAGAUGAAAUCAGUGCAGUGGAGGAGAAAAUUGGCUUGAUGACUGAUCUUCUGCGCCCGGUGCGUCAUGGAGCGGCAUCCAAGAUCGAAGGACUGACUGAUGGAGACACUGGUUUCUGGAUUCCUCGUGCCUACGGUAUCCUGGGACGUGAGGAGAAUAUGACUGGUUUCUGGAAAGAAUGGUUGAAGGCCGUUAUUGUCCCGAUGACUGAUAACAACGUUCAACGUGUUCCACCAGCCUCUCCUCGUCUGGGCGUUUGGCAACCACUGGAAAGAUACGUGAUGAACCUGUGUACGGAAGCCUUCGCCCCCAACACCUCCAAAACCCAGGUGGAGUUGGCGGUGCGUGAACUCCGGCUUUUCGCUCGCAAGGAAGCAACCAAUGAGCUGCCAGGUGCCCGGAAUACCGACAUAUACGCCUUGUUCCGGACGCUCUCGCUUGCCAACAUCAUCAUCCUCUUCGAGUAUGCGCUCACCGAGUCACGCAUCAUCUUCCUGUCCUCUCACACGUCCAUGUUAUAUCUUGCUACUCGGGCUUUGGUGGACCUUCUGUUCCCAAUUCCUUGGUCCGGCGUGUUGAUCCCUAUUCUUCCCGCGCGACUGAUUCAAGCUCUGGAAGCGCCUUGCCCUUAUAUCGUUGGCAUUGAACGGCGCUAUGAGAAAGUUGAACUUCCCUCGGACGACUUCGUCUUGGUUGACCUUGACCAGGACCUCAUUGAGAGCACGGUGAAGCCAACUCCUCUCCCGCGACACCAGCGCAGGAAGCUCCAAUCCUUGCUCCAACUUUCUGCUCCCCUCCACAGUCGAUACGGGAUUCCCACUGGUCCUCCUGCUUAUGCCGUCGAGACCUUCCCGCACGACGCUUUCAUGGCCGAGAACUCUUCCAUCUACACUUCCAAGGCGCAGUCGACCAACCUGUCAAAGUACGUCGGCCUCAACUCGAAUUCCUUUGGUCAGGGUGCUGUUCCUCCGAACUCAACCCCACCACUUAUAUUCAACGCUUUCUUGCACGCCCGUAAUGAACAAGCGGCUUCAAGGGGGUAUUCCUCCAGGGGCUCGGAUCGACCCGGGACCGCAUCGACUUUCAAGCCUGGAUCCCCGCCCUCGCCGGGUGGUAGAGAUACUUCGCCCAUCUCCGGCCAUUUCCCACCACUGCCGACGACGCCCCGCAAUGACUCGGGAAUGGCCCUCCAGGCGUCUCUGCGCGAGAAGCGUUCUGGUCACUUCGAUGCCUCCUCUCGACGCAGCUCGUCUUUCGGAAUGGAUAUGCGCCAGAUUCCGAGACGGCCAAGCGCACCUUUCCUAGGACACGCGCCGAACCUGUCUGUGACUACAUUGAACACUGAUUUACAGUCUACCUAUGCCCCUUCGGUCUAUGCACAGUCCACAGUUGCUGCUUCAACCAUCGUUCCUCAGCCUGUAGUCCAGCCAAUCCACAACAACGACGGCACAUCCUGGGUGGAAGGGCACUGUUUGCAGCUCCAGCCAUGGGACGACAAGAUGGUUUGCUCUGUCUGUGAUGAGCGAGCCGAUGAGAACAUGUAUAGAUGUGCGUCUUGUAAAACGGUGGCGCACAACCGCUGCGCCCACCAGAUCUGCCUGGUUUGCCCCGUUGCAUUCCACCCGGACCAAGUGCGAGCUGCGUUUGUCCGAUGCUUCGCCAGCUUGUUCUACACCUACAAGAAGUUUCUUAAACCAGCAAGUGGCGACAAGAAGAAGGCAGGCCUUACGUACAGCUUCGACAUGGAUGCAUUCUGCAAGAGCUUGCCUGGUGAGCAUGCUGACUACAUUGGUAUUCUGUCUCAGACUCAAGGUUUCAAUGAGUUUAUCAGUGACCGAGAAAGGGUGAACCCCAAAAAGAAGGACCCAAGGAUAACUCUCUUCGACGAAAUCGUCCUUUCAAAGCGAAACCGAGGCCGAUCAUCCAUCUUUUCCGGAAGGUCCACCACCGACUUCCUGUCUGAUACGUCGAAUCACCUCUGGAGAACCGCAAGUGCCGCCUCGUUUGCUGCCAGCAGGACGCAGCCAAAUCUCUCCGGGGACUACACCCGAGUUGUCACACGAGCACCAGCAAAACUCGAUGCCAGUCUCAUGAAAGAGCCCCGCAUGAUUCACGGAGCUCCCCGGGUGUCGAAGACAGCCAACAACGCCCGACGCAAGCCCCUCCCUAAGCUGAUGAAUGGUCUCGCGAUCUCACCUCCGUAA